AGCUGUCAUCUAAAUUACUUUCUUGGUUAUUUUUGUUGUUUGAGAUCGCGCAAAUUUUACACAAUCGGAAAAUUCUUUGCAUUUUCACCGUAUCUUGAGUGAACCAGCUGAACUUUUCCACAUCUGAGGAGCAGAUAUCGCUUGGAGCGACCAUAAAAAUUAAAAUGCCAAACGACGAUAGUGACGUUGAUGAUAAUAACAUGUCUGGCGCUGAAUCACAACAUUCGUCAGGAGCGCCAGAUCGUGACUCAAGCGAGGAAGAUGCUGAUGAGCCAGAUUCCGACGAUUCAUCCGAAAUGGAUGAGAGUGAAUGCGAGCGAAGACGAAGCUACUGUAUAGACAAUUUGGCUGAUCUCGAAAAACAAUUUCUAACAUUGCGCGAACAACUGUACCUUGAGCGGAUAAAUCAAGUGGACACGGAAAUAACGGAAAUACGCAACGGCAAAUCGAAAGAGUAUUUGGGUCCGUUACAGCGCCUCGCUGAUAAUAUGCACACCAGAAUCGAAGUGGCUGGUGUCUUACGGCGACUGCGAAUGGAAAAUAUUUUGCACAAAUACGAAUCGGAGGAGCAGGCAGCGAGACAAAACUAUGAUAGCGAAAAGCAACUGUCGAAGGAUAUGAUCUACGAUGAACUCAUCGAUAAAAUACGUCGACUGGAAGAAGACCGUCACAACGUUGACAUUUCGUGGGCCGAUUGGGGUACGAGCACACGAACGUCGAAGGUGCGAGGACCCGGUCGGAAAAAAGCCGUUACAGUAUCCGGACCGUAUAUCGUUUAUAUGCUAGCUGAGGAAGAUAUUUUGGAGGACUGGAAAAUAAUUAGAAAGGCACUGAAGAGAUCUGGAUCGACGUCUUGAUGUUGGUUGUAAACAAGCAUUGCGCUCAUAUUUUUCGAAAUAAAUUUUUUCAUAUUCGUGUA
Bradysia coprophila is the source of this 919-nucleotide messenger RNA. RefSeq names its product breast cancer metastasis-suppressor 1-like protein (gene Brms1). The record is from RefSeq and is a predicted model, not a curated record. NCBI's taxonomy places the organism in Eukaryota, Metazoa, Arthropoda, Insecta, Diptera, Sciaridae.